UAAAGGGGUAGCCCAGAAGUUGUAUAAGUUAUUGAUUUUUGCAGAAAUAUGGUUACACUUUGUAAUGUGAAAAUAGUAAAUUAUAGUACAUGUACUUAUCGACUUUAACAGUUCAACCGAGAGGUUUAAAGUUUAUAGUGUGCAUGUUCUUUUGUUAAAGAGGUAGAGAGUGCUUAGUAGAAUUGUGCUUGUGUAAUUAAGUGACAGGAGUUAGUCAGUUUUGGGAUAAAAUAGGUGAAAAAAAAAUCAUGAGUGAAAAGAAAAAAGUUACGGUGAUACAGUGUAAGGAUUUAACUAGGUCAAUCACAUCAGACAUGGACAAGGGACAGGAGGAAAAUGGUAUUGCCUUACAGAAGAUAACAUCCAAAGCAGAUUCUGCUAACUCACAUGCCAAUCCGAUUUUCUCCAUGGAAACCGAAUCUGACUCUGGACCACCACCCUACAUCGGUCCCUCAGAUGGAGGAGAGAAUUCUCGUAGUGGGGAUAUUCCGGGAGGAGGGCAUUUAGACGAUAAGGGUUAUCAAAAACGAGCGACAUCACCUUCGAACAUUAGUAUAAAUGGAGACAUUCAGAAGUUAGAUAGUCUCUUGGCAGUGGAUGGUACAAAUGUGGAAACCAGAAAAAGACAUAAGAGUGAUGGGGCGGUACCAAACACCCCAGUUGGUAAAACUUUCCUUGAUCCGAACAACAAAAAGAGUUCCAUGUACGAGAGUAAAAGCACGAUCAGUGGUGUGAAGUUUGAUGACUCUUUCAUAGAUGAGUCCGGCACUACACUUAUUUAUUCCAGACAUGAGAAAGUACCACUGAAGGACUUCACGAUGGAGGUUCGUGCUCACAUGGAUAUCAAGAAGUUCCUUAACAACACAGUAUUGCUGCUCGAUCUGACACAGGUCAGCUUGGAUGCGAUCAUUGACGAGAUUCUACAUAAACUGCUCGACACAGCGGAGAGCAAAGUAGCCUUUGAUCAGGCACGUUCUGCACUCUUCACCCAUGAUAACGUGCAUCAGUUAACUCGCACUUUACAGUGCACAAGUAUCUCUGAAGGUGGUGGCUUUGACUAUGACCAGAGCUGGAUAUGUGCAAUAGCAAGUGUGCCAUCUAUCAGCCGAAGACAUGUUGGUAUUGCGAAGCUCAAACAUCCUGCUAAUUUUGGACCAUCGAGUCAAGAAGUAUACUUUGUUAUACUUAUUCUCACACCAACCAAGGAGAAAAGCACGAAGAAUGAUUUAGAGACAGGCAGAACAUUCUCAACAAUAUUCUCAGAUCCUGACCACAGAACGCAGCUCUUAGAUUGCCAUACAGAGGAAGAGUUUAAGAAAGUUCUCGCUGACAAUACAAACGCAAUGAUGGAACGAAUGCAUCAUGUUGAUGAAAAAGUGCCAACAUUUGAUAAUGAAAAGGAGAAGAAGUGCUGUCGAUUUAUGACUGGAGUUGUUGGGGAUCUGAAGAGGAGGAUUCCACAUUAUUGGUCCGACUACAAAGAUGGUGUUGUUGGACCAAAGUCUAUACAGAAGACACUAUCUACGACUUUCUUCCUGUACUUUGCCUGCCUCAUGCCUUCCAUUGCAUUUGGUGUACUCAAUAGUGAAAAUACUUACGGAUCUCUCAAUGUGGAGAAGGUGCUAUAUUCCCAGACUAUCGGAGGUCUUGCAUUUGCUCUGUUUGGAGGAACGCCACAGAUUGUAUUGCUGACUACUGCACCACUGGCUUUAUACACCAAAAUCAUCUACAGUAUAUGUGAAGAUUUUGACCUGGACUUUGAAGCCAUGUUUUGUUGUGUUGGACUGUGGAACACUUUCUUUCUAUUUUUAUACUCGGCAUUUGAUCUCAGCGAAGUCAUGAAGUGGUCCACAAGGUCGUCAGAGGAGAUAUUUGCGUUGUUCAUUUCCAUAGCUUUCACAAUUGAUGCUAUCAAAAAUACUGUACAAAAUUUUGACGUUCAUUACAGCAUUCCAGAGUGUGCGAAUGAUUUUAACAGUACGAAAGUGGCUGUUGAAAAUGCACUGAACAAUGUUACAGCUGAGGUCCGUCCCUGUGAACGAGAUGUCAGUUUACUUUAUUUGUUACUAUUACUGGGAACCCUAUGGCUCGGUGUGACACUCUACAACUUUACAAAAACGCCAUAUUUGAAUCCAGGAAAGAGAGAACUGUUGGCUGACUACUCAUUACCUGUUGCUGUUGUUAUUAUUAGUCUUAUUGGUGUGUUUGCUUUUGAUGAUGUAAAUAUGGGUAAAGGGUUUGACUCAGCCCGUGGAAAUAAUAUAUUUACGGUAGUUCCUCUACACAAGUUGUCAGUUGGUGCAGUAUUCGGUGGUAUGGGACUGGGUUUCUGUCUCUCACUGCUUUUCUUUAUGGAUCAAAAUAUCUCCGCAGCACUUGUAAAUGCUCCACAAAAUAAAAUGAAGAAAGGAACAGCAUAUCAUUGGGACCUGUUAGUGAUAGGAUUGGUCAAUGGUGUACUGUCAAUAUUUGGAUUUCCCUGGGUGCACGCUGCUCUACCACACUCCCCAUUACACGUACGUGCUCUUGCUGAUGUAGAGGAACGUGUUGAUCAAGGGCAUAUCUAUUCAAUUAUUGUGAAAGUAAGGGAAACACGCCUCACAGCAAUAUUUUCACACAUUCUGAUUGGUUUAUCACUGCUGAUAUUGCCUGUACUAUCUUAUAUUCCAACACCCGUGCUGUACGGACUCUUUCUGUAUAUAGCUGUAACAGCGCUCACCGGGAACCAGAUGUUUGAGAGAAUUAUGUUGCUCAUUACAGAACAGAGUGCAUAUCCACCCAACCACUAUAUCCGUCGUGUACCACAACGAAUGAUGCAUUUCUUUACGUUGCUACAGUUGAUCCAGUUGGCUGUACUUUGUGUAUUUGGUUUUACUCCAUAUCCAUAUCUGAAAAUGUUCUUCCCAAUACUCAUCUUUAUCCUGAUUCCACUGAGACAAAAAAUAAUUCCAAAGAUUAUCCAACAGAAAUAUCUGAAUGCCAUGGAUGGACACUGAAUGUAUUGAUAAUAUUUCACUUACGGAUGAUAUCAGAUCUGAACCAAUUGGAAAAAGAUACAUCAUGCAAGUGUAUGGACUGAGGAUCUGAAAUUCCUAUGCACAUUGUGGUGCCAUGUCAUAUAGACAUAUGAAUUGUUGUCUUUCCCAAUUUUUUUUUAUUCCAAAAAAUUGCCAGGAUACUAACACAUUAAUACUAUACUAUACCAUACUAAUAUUAAUAUAUUACAAUUUUUGCUAUGAUUAAGUGUAUGAAACAAAAGAAUGAACAUGUAAACAAGUUUGAACUUGAUAUGUUGUGUUUCUAAAGAUAACAAAAAAAUCAAUAAUUUGUAGACAUUUGAUUUAAAGUAGAAACACACAGGCUUGAAAAUAUUGUUGUUCAAAAGGACUAGGGCAAGAAAAUUUCUCAGUUCAGAGAGACUUAAGAGUUCAAAAUAUUGCAGUUUAGAAAAGGACCAAUAUUGUUAAGUUUGAAGCCUAUACAAUGAUAAUGUUUUGUUUUUUGUUAUUGUUUGGUUGUUCACUUUCUGAGACAUUAAUGUGUUUAAUUAGUAUUUCAUUCCCCGCUGAAAAUGAUUUUUACAUGUUUUUGAAGGUUAAUUAACCUUAUACUUGAGGAUAACUGUUGACCAUAAAGGUAGUUCUGCACAUUUGAAACAAAUAUUGUUCUACAAUGUAGAAUUUUAUUAAACCUUAUUUUUUCAAAACAUCAUUGAAUGUAAAAGAAAUUCAGCCAACAAAAAAAGAUAGGGUCAAAUGCUUGAAUUUUGGUUUGAUUUGAGAUUGUAUUUGGAAAGAUAUUCUAUGCUCAUCUCUCACAUGUUGUAUGAUGAGAUAUUGAUCUGGUUCAGAUAAAUAGUAUAAACUAAAAGUGUAUGUAGAGCUGAUCUCGCAGUUAAAUGUCCAAAAGUAUCAGCUAUAUUUGUUAAAAAAACAACAAAAAAACGUCCUGCUUUUUUUUAAUAGUGGCUUUUACAUAUUCAUACUGCGUAUACUUUGACAUAUAUUAGUGUGUCCUUUCUUGAACACACACAAUUUCCAUUUACAUAUCCACUGUGUUGUUAUUGUUUAUAUAUUCAGAUAUGACUUUUGAGCAUAAUAUAAUAUUAUAUUCAAGUAAAACUUCUUAGGGCAUUGCAUAUGUAUUUUGAAACAGAACAGGCCAAAUAUUUUGUGUUCCAUUUAUGUUUAAUAAAAAGCUUUUCUGUGUUAAAGUAAUUCUCAAUCAUUAAUAAACCUUGUUUGGUAAUAGAAAUGCAAAGCAAUGGGCCUAAGACUUCUUUUGUUUGACCAGGUACACAAUUGUAUCAUGAAGAUGUACAUAUUUUUCGUAUAUUUUUGUAGAUAAUCAAAACUUGCAAUAUUAUGGUCAUGUAGAUCAAAAAUGUACCUUUGUGUAAAGAGCUUUCUUAUAUCUUUGUUGCCUAUACCUUUGACACUUUUGACUAUACACAGAACUGUUAUAUUUUGUACAUAUAAUUGUUAUUCAAAUAUUUUAUACAAAGCAAACACAUAGUGAUUAGGACUGCCCUCGACUGAAUUACUGUCCCCACUUACUUAAAGGAAAAAAGGGGGACUUUGAAAUGGACUGUGUCCUUCUGUCUGUCCUGUCACACUACAUGUCGUGUCCAUAACUCUACCAUCCAUCAAGAGAUUUUUGAAUUACUUACCACAGUUGUUCUUCAUAAUGACACGACAUGUUGCACACAAAACCCAGACGCCAUUCUAAGGUCAAGGCAUCAGUUUGAGGUCAAAAUUUGACAAUGAUUGUUGUGUGUCCUGUCCACAACUUUGCCAUCUAUGAAGGCGUCUUCAAAUUACUUGGUGCAAAUGUUCCCUGUAAUGAGCGCUAAGUUCAAAGCUACACUUGGAGGUCAAAGGUUGACAGGGCCAGUUUUUUUGUCCAGUGUGUGACACUGACAUCCAUCAGCAGAUUUUGAAACUACUUUGUACAAAUAUUCCCCAUAAUGAGAUGAUGUCAUGCCCAAGAUACUGACAUCUACCUCAAAGGUCAAGGUCAAAAUUAGAGGUCAAAUAAUUUAGGUCAUUUUUCGUGUAUGGUCAAUUAAUUCAUUAUGCAUAGAUGAAUAUUCAAGUUACUUUACACAAAAAGAAGGUUAUUUUCAAAUAUAGUACAAAGUAUGUUCCAUGUUUUGUGUUAAGGGAACGUAAACAACAAAGUAAACUAGCUCCAAGACCAUGAUAUUUUUUUUUAUUUUUAUUGUUAAAAUUGUGAAUAUAGCCAGUCUAUAUCCUAUGUCCAAUAUCAUAGACUGAUAAUACUACAAUCAGUUCUCUGACAAAAUCUCUAAAAUAGACUUGAAUUUGUCACUUUCACAUAAAAUAAAAGAAAAAUACAGAAGAUGAAUUUUUGUGACAAAUUCUUUAUUAUCAGUUAAGUGGCUAGUCUUAACAACAAAGGUAUGGGGUAGCUCUUUAUGUUGUUAUUGAACCAUUUCAUUCAUGUUGUUGUUGUUUGUUGUUAACAAAAGAGUAAGCUUUUUACAUUAGACAACAUUGUAUUAUACAAAUAUGUACAGAUUUUAUACAUGCAUAGUUAAAAAUAAAUCAUGAUGAUUUG
This is a messenger RNA of Mercenaria mercenaria, 5580 nucleotides long. Its product is annotated as solute carrier family 4 member 11-like. Gene Ontology annotation, biological process: monoatomic ion homeostasis; monoatomic anion transport; transmembrane transport. Gene Ontology annotation, cellular component: plasma membrane; basolateral plasma membrane. The coding region runs from base 249 to 2996 and encodes 915 amino acids. Lineage: Eukaryota; Metazoa; Mollusca; Bivalvia; Venerida; Veneridae. The transcript has 19 exons. The record is from RefSeq and is a predicted model, not a curated record. Gene Ontology annotation, molecular function: solute:inorganic anion antiporter activity.